CUACUGUCUGUCAUCUAUAGUCUUUGGAGGCGGCAACUUUUCCCGCGUAAAUUGGUCAUUGUUUGUGAUAUUGCUGUGUGUGGUGUAGUUUAUUUUGACCAAGUAGUGGGAAUUACUGUUUUUGUUUUACCAUGAGUAAUCCACCGUCUGUUGUUCCACCAUCACCUGGUGGGUCAGAAGAUGGCUCAGACUUUGAAGGCCCAUUUCGGAUGCGCCCUUCUCGAGACGACGAUAUCCAGUCUCCUUUCACCCCGCAUGAUGCAAGUCGAGGGUCAGGGGCAAGUGAUGAGGAAAGUGAUGGAGAGGAGCUCUUUGGAGACAAUAUGGAGAAUGAUUAUCGUGCAAUACCAAAGCUUGAUCGAUAUGCGGAUGAAGGCCUGGAUGAUUUUGACUAUGAUCCAAUAUCAAUGGCAGAUCGUUUGGCGGCUGAAAUUACAAUGAAAAGACGUGAAAGAGAAGCAGAUGCUCGCCGAGAUGACUUUCAUCUUAUUUAUGAUCCAAGUGAUGAUGAAGAUGCGCCUACAAAGAGGAAAAGGAGAUUGGCAGAGAAGUCUGCUGCUGGGGAGCUUGGAGAAGAUGAAAUGAUUGAAUCCUUGGAAAACCUUGAGGAUACUAAAGGACAUCCAAUUAGAGAAUGGGUCUGUAUGUUAGGUCCACGAACUGAAAUAAUGAACCGUUUUAGGCAUUUUUUGCGGACAUAUACUAACAAAAAAGGUCAAGCAGUGUAUAAAGACCGAAUUCGUCGCAUGUGCGAAUACAAUCAAUCCAGCUUUGUUGUUGACUUCCCACAUCUAGCAUUCAAAGAACAAGUGCUGGCAUUUUUCCUUCCUGAUGCUCCAAUAGAAAUGCUGAAAAUAUUUGAUGAAGUAGCUACAGAGUUGGUGUUUAACAUAUUUCCAAGUUACGGGAGAGUUACAAGUGAAAUUCAUGUCAGAAUUGCAGAACUUCCACUGAAAGAAGAGAUACGUUCAUUGAGGAAAGUACAUCUAAAUCAGCUGGUCCGUACUAGAGGUGUGGUUUCAACAACUACUGGUGUUCUGCCACAGUUAUCACUUGUGAAAUAUGACUGUAACAAGUGUGGCUGUGUGUUGGGUCCAUUUGUACAGAAUCAAAGUGAAGAUCUUAAACCUGGAUCAUGUCCAGAAUGUCAAAGCAGAGGGCCUUUCAUGGUGAAUAUGGAGGAGACCGUUUAUCGUAACUUCCAAAAGAUUACAAUUCAGGAGUCACCAGGGCGUAUUCCCGCCGGUCGUAUUCCACGAUCAAAGGAAUGUAUACUAUUGGGUGAUCUUUGUGACAGGUGUAAGCCAGGUGAUGAGAUAGAUCUCACAGGAGUAUACACAAAUAACUACGAGGGCUCCUUAAAUACAGAACAGGGAUUCCCUGUCUUCAACACUGUUAUCUUAGCAAAUUAUAUUGUUGUAAAAGACUGCAAGCAUAUUGUUGAGUCAUUAUCAGAUGAUGAUGUACAUGCCAUCAUGAAGUUGUCCAAGGAUCCACAGAUUGCUGACAGAAUAAUUUUUAGCAUUGCACCAUCCAUAUAUGGCCAUGCUUUUAUUAAAAGGGGUCUGGCACUUGCAUUAUUUGGAGGAGAACCAAAAAAUCCUGGGCAAAAACACAAGGUGAGAGGUGAUAUCAACAUGCUGAUUUGUGGAGAUCCUGGUACAGCAAAGUCACAGUUUCUUAAGUAUACAGAGAAGGUAGCUCCCCGAGCAAUAUUCACAACAGGCCAGGGGGCAUCUGCUGUUGGUCUGACUGCGUAUGUGAAUCGAAACCCCAUUACACGUCAGUGGACGCUGGAGGCUGGAGCACUUGUCUUGGCCGACAGAGGUGUCUGUCUCAUUGAUGAAUUUGACAAGAUGAAUGACCAGGACCGAACAUCCAUUCACGAAGCCAUGGAACAACAAACCAUAUCUAUUUCCAAGGCUGGCAUUGUCACCUCGCUACAAGCACGAUGUUCUGUUAUUGCUGCAGCCAAUCCAAUUGGUGGAAGAUAUGAUGCGAGCAUGACCUUCAGUGAAAAUGUUAAUCUCUCGGAACCAAUUUUGUCAAGAUUUGAUAUUUUGUGUGUUGUGAGAGAUGAAGUUGAUGUGAUGCAAGAUGAACAGCUUGCUCGAUUUGUCGUGAAGUCUCAUAGGAAGGUUCAUGCAAUGUACAGACCAUGCAAUUACGCAGAUGAGCCACUCCCAGAUCCAGGUCUGAAACAAGUUGAUGUCAUACCUCAGGAUCUGCUUAAAAAAUAUCUACUUUAUGCACGUCAAAAUGUCCAUCCAACACUCAAAAACAUUGACCAGGAUAAAAUCGCAAAUAUGUACAGCAAAUUACGCCAAGAGUCUCUUGUGACUGGAAGCCUUCCAAUUACUGCAAGACAUAUAGAAAGUAUAAUUAGAAUGUCUGAAGCUCAUGCAAGGAUGCACCUGCGUGAAUAUGUACAAGAAUCGGAUGUCAACAUGGCUAUAUGCAUGAUGUUGCAGAGCUUUAUCCAGACACAGAAAUACAGUGUCAUGAAUGCUAUGAAAACGACAUUCCAGAAAUAUCUUUCAUAUGACAAAGACAAUAAUGAAUUGCUGUACUACAUCCUACAGUCCAUGACAAAGGAUCAAUUGAUUUUCAUGAGAAGUUUACAUGGAACAAAAGUUCGUAUGCUGAAGCUGAGAGAGAAAGACUUCUUAGAUAAGGCCAGAGUCAUUGGUAUUACUGAUGUAUCAACAUUUUUCAAGUCUCAUAUUUUCACUGGUAAUGGUUUCAAGUAUGAAGCUGACAGACAUCUGAUAAUCAAGAAAAUAAUACACCCAGAUAAUGAAUGAACCUUCAGGGUAUAUGUUCCAAAACAGUUGUUUUAAACAAUCUCAGUGAUCUGUUGGAGACGAGAUUGGCUUUCCUAGUGAGCUCAUCUCAUUCACAUCUGAUGUGUAUACAUAUUGUAUAAAUUGCAGUUUUCUGCCAAAGUGCUUUCUGUCAGGUGUUUGUGUGUGUGUGUGUGUGUGUGUGUGUGUGUG
This is a messenger RNA of Schistocerca cancellata (South American locust), 2996 nucleotides long. It is a transcript of the gene Mcm2, whose product is annotated as DNA replication licensing factor Mcm2. NCBI's taxonomy places the organism in Eukaryota, Metazoa, Arthropoda, Insecta, Orthoptera, Acrididae. The coding region runs from base 132 to 2804 and encodes 890 amino acids. Gene Ontology annotation, cellular component: MCM complex; nucleus. The transcript is spliced from 14 exons. Gene Ontology annotation, biological process: double-strand break repair via break-induced replication; DNA replication; mitotic DNA replication initiation. Gene Ontology annotation, molecular function: ATP binding; single-stranded DNA binding; 3'-5' DNA helicase activity. The record is from RefSeq and is a predicted model, not a curated record.